Molecule: messenger RNA, 837 nt
Organism: Dentiscutata erythropus
Lineage: Eukaryota; Fungi; Glomeromycota; Glomeromycetes; Diversisporales; Gigasporaceae
Source: the annotation of a GenBank genome assembly
AUGGAAAAGAUAGUCAAAUUAAGUCUUAAGUCAGAAAAUGAUUGUUUUUUAAUCCGUGAAGUAAAUAGACACAUAGCCAAAGCUAAAAAUUGCAUUAUAAUUACUGGAGCAGGCAUAUCAUGUAGUGCGGGAAUUCCUGAUUUUAUAAGUUCAGACGGUCUUUACAAUAUGAUAAAAAGUCAAUAUCCGGGUGUUUUUCGUUCGGGCAAAGAUUUAUUUGAUGUUCAAUUGCUUAGAACUCAUGAUACUAUUAAGAGAUUUAAUCUUUUCAUGGGUAUAUUAAAAGAAUUAAUUGUAAAUGCUAAACCCACAGCCACUCAUUCUUUUAUAAAAAAAUUGGCAGAUAUGAAAAAAUUAAAAAGAGUGUAUAUACAAAAUAUAGAUAAUCUUGAAGAAUUAGUAGGAUUUGAUGUUAAUUGGCAAUUUGAAAGAGUAAAAAACUGCAAAGUUCAAGUAGUCCAAUUACAUGGAACUUUGUCAAAAUUACGAUGUAAUGCUUGCACAAACAUUUGUCUAUUUACACCGCAAUAUUGUGAGAUUUUCAAGGAAGGUGGAGCGCCAAAUUGCCCCGAAUGUGUAGAGAGAGGGAGACGACCACAUUUUAUUGGUCAAUUAAAACCAACAGUAAUCCUUUAUGGUGACACACAUCCUAAAGGGUUAGAAAUAAGCCAAAUAGCUAAACGCGAUCAGGAUAAAGCUGAUUGUUUAUUAAUAAUGGGAACCUCUUUAAGAAUUCCUGGAGUAAAAGAUCUUAUUAAGGGUUUUGCAAGAGCGGUUCACGGUCAUGACAGUUGCAUAAUAUUGGUUAAUGUCACGGAUGUAGCUAAUAAAGGAUGA